Molecule: messenger RNA, 2204 nt
Organism: Ixodes scapularis (black-legged tick)
Lineage: Eukaryota; Metazoa; Arthropoda; Arachnida; Ixodida; Ixodidae
Exons: 2
Coding region: 417-962 (181 amino acids)
Source: RefSeq, a predicted model, not a curated record
AGACUGCGCUUAGCCGUGCUCCCGUUCACAUCUCGGGGGAAAAAAAAAAAUAUUGAAAAAAGAAAAGUAAAAAAUAAUGAAAAAAACAUACAUGCGUAUAUACCGCAUCAGAUGUAUCUUUUUGUUGGGGGCUCGCGUACACCAGACACGCGCAUACUUCCUCUUGUAAAACUCGGCGUCGCGGUGAUUAGUUUCGGUUUGGUUAAAUGCAGACGCUGGUUUCGUCUGCGAGUGCAGUUGGUCGUCUGCGACGUGCGUCGUGCGGUGUUGUGAAGGCUGCGAUGCAACAACGUCCCUGCUGGAGUUGACGUCUUCGGGUGAACUUUUUUUUCCCCCCUCCUGUUCGACUUCGAGACGUCGCACAUGCUCCAAGUUGGAUUUUCCGAGGCUCUCGUGACGAAGACGGGCGUGAGCCGAUGACCAUGGAGCGGCGCAUCCCCCACGUCCGGGACGUGUUCAGCGACCUCCGGUCCUACGACCACUCGCCGCGGUCGAGGCGCAAGGAGCCCUCGUCGCCGCCGCCUGCGAGGCGCCAGCACCAGCAGCCCAACCAGCAACCCACCAGCGUCACCGGCGGAGUGGCCCCGCCGACGCAGCCACUCACUGAGCGCGACUUCCGGCACCUGGAGCGUCACCUGUCCAUGAAAAAGACCAUCCGCAAGCAGAUCAGCCGCAACCUGGCCCAGGCCUUCGUGGAGGACCCCAAGGUGCUCAGCAAUAACGCCGUGAACCACGCCAACCACGGGCGACAACAGCCGCCGCAGCAGCCCGUGCCACAGCCGCAGGUCAUCACGCUGACCAGGGCCAAGAUCGCCAGGUCCGACCAGAACUUCCUGGACAUGCUCAAGGAGCCCCAGCACAGGGCUUCGGCCGAGGAGUCGAGGGUGGCCGCCGAGUCGUGCUCGUCCAACCAGCCCUCCUUCUGGAAGUUCCUGGGACUCAAGGGCAAGAGCAAGCGAUGAGGCGACGGGCGUGCCGCUCGGAAGCCUGCACGGUCGUCACUCUAUUUAUUCGUCCGCCCUUGUUCCCGCGAUGCCCUCGGGACGUCUUCCCUGUGCAGACGCAUUCGGUCCUUCGUCGUUCCUCGGGUUCUCUUCGCCCGGACCGUGGCCGGAACAUGCUCGUGGCACCGAACAGACGCUCGUCCGGCUCUAGAACCAAGGCGUCCCAGAUCCACCUGCGCACUCUAAACGCUGCUGGCCCGGCUGUACAUAGCUAAGGGGAUCACCUCCAGAGGGCUGCCAGAGGGGCUCUGCGGUGGGGCUCACAAGCCACUGGUGUUUUUUUUGUUUUGUUUUUUCUUCUCCCCUACUAAGGUGUGCGAUCUUGAGCUUUGGCCCACGUCCGGCCUUUGCUCGUCUUGGUCAUCCAAGAACAUGUUCGCAACUCGUGGUCGCUACAGGUGGGUAGAACCGACAACCAGUGCUUAAGAGACGGUCUCAACAGUGCCUUCGUCAGCAACGCAACUUUUCGGAGAGCACCGAACGAGGAUGUUAAUGAGAUGUGUCGUGUUCGUGAAAAAAAAGCUUCUUUAUGGGUGAUUGGGUUUCUUAUGGUCAUACGGCCUGGUCCAGACCGGGCUGUGUUAUUUAGAAAUGAACAAAUGAAUUUUGGUGUUUGAAGGGAAGCUCUAUUUUUUUCUUUGCCCGUGUGCUUGUGUACGUCUGUUUUUAUUUUUAUUUCUCAAAGUACCGCAAGGAGCUGCAAGCAGGCGUUUAAGUCACCCUGUUCACAGGUUUUCACUGAAGUGACUCGUCGAUGACGCUCCGACCAGACGUUCGCAGCUUCCUCACGAACUGUCGCCGACGUCUCGCUUUGAACGUCUGACAGAGGAAAAGCCAGCUAUGCUGUGGUGUUUAACCCGGCUCUCGUUGCUCCUUUUUAUGCGUAUAGAGAAACAAUUCUUUGCGGCCUGAUGCUUGUCGCGGGUCUACUACUUACUUCGAGUGCCGUCAUAUUCCUGAAGUAACAACGAGCGCUCUUGUGGCCGGCGUUUGCAGUCUGCAACCCGUAGUCUCCCGCGUCUGUGGUCGGAACGACCGCCGUGGACGCACCCUCUCGGCGGCGGAAGGGAUGUCUUGUCGCUGUCGCCUUGAUGUCUUGUCGACGCUGCCAAUGCCUGUGUACAAACCCCGAGUGAAUGUGAGCGUGCAUUGUGUACAUAUGAAGCGUCGCUACGCAAUAAAACCAACAAACAGCUGUCA